Molecule: messenger RNA, 1634 nt
Organism: Photinus pyralis (common eastern firefly)
Lineage: Eukaryota; Metazoa; Arthropoda; Insecta; Coleoptera; Lampyridae
Product: zinc finger protein 64-like
Exons: 2
Coding region: 239-1474 (411 amino acids)
Biological process (GO): regulation of transcription by RNA polymerase II
Molecular function (GO): RNA polymerase II cis-regulatory region sequence-specific DNA binding; DNA-binding transcription factor activity
Source: RefSeq, a predicted model, not a curated record
AACUUGUGGAGUCUCAACACAUGUUAUUGUAAUCGAUUUGGGACACUCUGUAUAGGGGCUACAGUAAAAACAGCCAGGUGUAUGAAAUUUACGACCAGCCUUUGUCCUAGUAUUAUGCCAGCAAAACUAUUUCUCAGAUUUCAGUAAUUUGGUUUAUUUUGUCAAACAUAAAUUUAUUUUGCAGUUUGUAGUCCUAUCAAUUGUAAAAGACAUUCCAUUGCAUUCAUUUGAGGUGAACAUGGACGAAUGUCUCACACUUGUUAAAAUUGAACCGAAACACGAAGAAGUCAAUGUUUCUCUUGAAAGAGACAUUUUUGUAUUUAGUGAUGUCUUGCCAACUGUAAAAGAAGAACGUAAUGACGGCAUAUUGUGUUGCGAUGACUACAAUAGUGAAGAGGGAUCGCAAAUCGUUAAUCUUUGUGAUUAUACAUCGAACGUUGAAAAGCACCUUUUGACACACAAACGCCUUAAAUGUGACAUUUGUGAUUAUGUUACAAACCAUAAAAGAAAUUUUAACAAUCAUCUCUUAAUACACAACAUAUCUAAAAAUUUUACAUGUGGCAUUUGUGAUUUUGCAACACAUUACAAAUUGAGUUUUAAACGACAUGUUUUAUCGCACAAAUCUUGUAAAGAUUUCAAAUGUGAUGUUUGUGAUUAUGCCACAAACUAUAAAAGUGUUCUGAAACAACAUUGCUUAACACAUACCGACUGUAAAAAUUUCAAAUGUGCUAUUUGCAAUUAUGUCACGAACCGUAAAACUACUUUGAAAAAACAUCUGUUAAUACACAAUGUUUGUAAGGAUAUUUUUAAAUGUUACAUGUGUGAUUAUGCCUCGAAUCGUAAAGGUAGUUUAAAAGAACACCUUACAACGCACACUAUCGCUAAACAUUUGAAAUGUGACACUUGCGACUAUGUCUCAAAUCGUAAGUACUUUUUGAAAAGACAUCUCUUAACGCACGCUGUAUCUAAAAACUUUAAAUGCAACAUUUGUGAUUAUGCCUCAAACCAGAAAAGUUAUUUGAAAAAACAUCUCUUGAAACACAGCACAUUUAAAGACAUCUUUAAAUGUUACUUAUGCGAUUUUGCAACAAGCUAUAAGGCAAAUCUUAAAAAUCAUCUUUUAUUACACAAAGCAUCUAAAGAUUUUGAAUGUGGUGUUUGUAAUUAUGUCACAAACUGCAACAGAACUUUUAAGCGACACCUCUCAUCACACAAAGAGUCCAAAGAUUUUAAAUGCGACAUUUGUGAUUAUGCCACGAACCGUAAAGACGUUCUGAAACAACAUCUCUUGAGACACAACGAUUCUAAACGUUUUGAAUGUACCUUUUGCGAUUUUGCCACAAACUUUAAAAGCGCUUUGAGCAGACAUGUGGUGUUACACGAAGCUUCUAAAAAUUUUAAAUGUGACAUUUGUAAUUUUGUUACAAACUCCAAAAGGACAUUGAGUAGACAUUGUGGAUCACACAAAUCUUGAAUGCGACAUUUGCAAUUAUAGAACAUAAAUGAAGCAUUUAUGAUUUCAAAUAGUAGGUUGUUUAAUUACCAAUUUGAUUAUGGGUAAAAUAAUGGAAAGUAAAAUAGGUACCUAUGAAUUGGAUCAAGUUUAAGUAUAAGAUUUAUUUGUACAUCAGGAC